AUGCUUCGCUACAGUUACCGUUGCUUUCGUUCCAGAUCGAAUAUGGUUGUGAAAUCGAAGAAAGCCGUGACAGGACGUGGACGAGGUCGACCAGCAAAGGCAGUGAAAGACGAUGAAGUCAACGGAACAGAGAAGGCUGCCGUGGCAAAGCCAGUCAAAACCAUUGAAAAAGCAAGCUCGGGAAAGAAACGUGGACGCCCAGCUGGCACUGGCAAGAAGGCCGGAAAGAAGUCAAAAGCAACGCCGAAGAAGAAGAAAGCCAUGAGCGAAAGACGAGGAAAGUGA
Molecule: messenger RNA, 285 nt
Organism: Ostertagia ostertagi
Lineage: Eukaryota; Metazoa; Nematoda; Chromadorea; Rhabditida; Trichostrongylidae
Source: the annotation of a GenBank genome assembly